AUGAUAAACUCGACCACUCGUUGGCCAAUCAUCAGAGUCGUGGCGUACGGACUGCCCGACACUUGGGUCGGCAUUACCAAGGCGUCGGCCACUCGCAGACCUUUCAGACCAAUCACACGUAACUCCGGAUCCACUACAGAGUGUGUAAACCGUUGUGAGGGGUCGCCCAUACGACAGGUGCCUACCGGCGCGUUGGCUGUUAUAGUCAAAUACCUGGCUAAGCACUCGUUGUACUUGUUAAUAUUCAUUAAGUCUUUGUCACAUUCAGUAGGCUUUCCAAAGGCGUACACAUUAAAGCCUCCACGUCCUCCCUAUUGGAGUAGUAUUUGGGAUCAAUUAGGGGCGAGACGUACGGGUCUUGAGGUGGAACUGGUUCGUGUGGGCACUAUUAAGGUGGAUGUGUCCCACUGUUCCCGUGAAUUCUUUAGGGAGCAUAGGGUGUGGUUAGUGGCCUAUAAGAUCACUAAAGACGGUUCCAGCAGUAAGGAUGACAUCAAAGCCUCAAUCAGAAGUUCGUUUAAAGCUCCGACACCAGAUAUAGUGAAGAAAAAAAUGAACACAACGACCGUAAUCUUUGAAGGAUUGGAACCCAAAUUUAAAUACAAAUUAGGAAUAGUAUUAGAGGAUGACCAUGGUUAUAUAGAUUGGGAUGACAUUUAUCUUGAUACAAAUCUGACAAGUGUUGUUUCGGAACUGGUAAUGACCACUUCCUCGACAGUCAACUCUUCGUUUAACUAUUUAAACGAAGAGUUGACUGUCGAGGAAGUGGUCAUUACCAGUUCCGAAACAACACUUAUUACGGUCGUUGUGUUCAUUUUUUUCUUCACUAUAUCUGGUGUCGGAGCUUUAAACGAACUUCUGAUUGAGGCUUUGAUGUCAUCCUUACUGCUGGAACCGUCUUUAGUGAUCUUAUAG
This is a messenger RNA of Oppiella nova, 915 nucleotides long. NCBI's taxonomy places the organism in Eukaryota, Metazoa, Arthropoda, Arachnida, Sarcoptiformes, Oppiidae. The record is from the annotation of a GenBank genome assembly.